ACGACCCAGUCACUAGUGUGAGUGCGAAUCUCGUGUGCAAUCCCGUCUCACGAAUCGCAUCUCAGCUGCCCGACCUGACUUUGUGCAACGCCCGCUGCGCAGUCAUCCACCACUCUGCACGAGUUGCGAAGCGUUCGAGAUCGAAGCUGAGAGGGAUCUUGAUCCAAGUUUGAGCUCUCGCUCUCUUUACAAAGGUCAUCACAGCUUUGUGCCUUGUGCCUCAGGGCCCGGCGGCAAGAUGGUGCGCAUCAUCAUCAAAGGUGGCGUGUGGAAGAACACGGAGGACGAGAUACUGAAAGCUGCCAUUUCCAAGUACGGCAAGAAUCAGUGGGCUCGGAUCUCAUCCUUGCUGGUGCGCAAGACGCCCAAACAGUGCAAAGCUCGAUGGUACGAAUGGUUGGAUCCUUCCAUAAAAAAGACGGAGUGGUCCAAGGAAGAGGAUGAAAAGCUGUUGCACCUGGCCAAGCUGAUGCCUACGCAAUGGAGGACCAUCGCUCCCAUCGUUGGUCGAACUGCCACACAGUGUUUGGAGAGGUAUCAGAAAUUGCUGGACGAGGCUGAGCAGAGAGACGGAGAGGAAGGUUCGAGUGCAGGGCUGGGGCUUGCCGGACCCAGCGGACCCGAAGGCGCUCCUACGGCAGACGACGUGAGAAGAUUGAGACCGGGAGAAAUCGACCCGGAUCCAGAGACGAAGCCUGCCAGACCUGACCCUAUCGAUAUGGAUGAAGAUGAAAAGGAGAUGCUCAGCGAAGCGCGUGCGCGUCUAGCCAAUACUCAGGGAAAGAAGGCCAAGAGGAAGGCGAGAGAGCAGGCACUGGAGGAAGCGAGACGCCUCGCAUUGCUCCAGAAGAGAAGAGAGCUCAAAGCGGCAGGCAUCAUUAUGCGACCAAAGAAACCAAAGAAGGGCAUGGACUAUAACGAGGACAUUCCCUACGCCAAAGCGCCAGUGCCGGGCUUCUACGACACAUCGGACGAAGCAUCGCGCUCGUAUCGCGCUCCUGUGGGUCAGACGCUCGCACAGCUCGAUGGCAAGCGCAAAGAGUCAGCAGAAGAGCGCAAGCGCAAGACGAACGAAGCUUCUGCUGCGGGGGCUCAAAAGGCAAAAGAUGCCUCCGCCGCGCAACGAGAGGAACAAAUUAGGAAGCUCAAAGAAGCAGAACAAAUUUCAAAGAGGCGCAAGCUGAACCUGCCGGAUGCUCAGGUGGGCGAGAGAGAGGUUGAGCAGAUCGUGAAGUUGGGACAUGCAGGAGAAAUGACGCGUGGACUGGUGCAGGAUGGAAACGAGGCGAGCGAGGGUCUGCUUGGCGAGUACACCCCUCUAGAUAGAGCCAAGCAAGCCAGGACCGCCAGGACCGCUCCUGAAGAGGACACAGUCAUGCGCGAGGCGCGAAACCUGCGCAACAUGACUGCCGCACAAACGCCUCUGCUGGGAGAAGCAAAUGCGCCCUUGCUCGAAGGCACCGGCGCAGCGAGCAUGACCCCACGACAAGGCGUUGCUCAGACUCCCAAUCCGCUGUUGACCCCCAUGCACACCGGCAGGGAUGUGGGGCCUGGCGCUACACCAAUGAGCGUGAGGGGCGCCAACGGAGCUGUGGGCUACCCAUCUGCUACUCCUCGAUCUGAAGUGGGCUCCACGGUGGCGGAUGGCCGCACACCUCUACGCACGCCCCUUCGCGAUAAUUUAGGCUUGAAUGCCGAAGAUCGCCUGUCGUCGAUAGCUGACACACCUCGAGAUGCCAAGCGGGCCCUGGCUGCCUCUCGAAGGGAAUUGCAAGCUGGCCUAAGCAGCUUGCCCGCGCCCAAGAACGACUUUGAGCUGGUCAUGGAUGAGGAAGAGGAUGGAGGUCAGGGUGAAGAGGAGCUGGCCGAUAUGGUGAUUUUGAGCGAAGAAGAUGCGGCCGAGCGCGAUGCACGGCUAGCCAAGCUAAGAGAAGAACAGAGGAUCAAGGAGCUGGCUCGGAGGACUCAAGUGGUCCAAAGGGGCUUGCCGCGGCCUGCCAACGUGGAUGCACAGGUUCUUGCAAAGUUGUUUGCAGCUUUGCCUUUGGAAGAUGCGCACGAUGCUCAGAGUCGCGCUCGCCAACUUAUCAAUGCGGAAAUGGUCAGGCUCUUGCAUCACGAUUCCGUCGAGCAUCCUAUACGGGGCAGUCGGACGCCUGGAGGUGCCAAAUCCAGCCUACCGCUGAUCGAGGAUCAAAGAUUGCAAGAAGCCAGGUCGCUGGUCCACAGCGAGCUCGCGCAGAACUUGGGAUACCCUGGCGCCAAGCCCGACGUGCUCAAGAGACUCACCGCUUCUUCCCUAGACGCCAGCAGUGAGGAUGGAGCAGCUCGACUGGAAGCGUUCGAAGCUGCUAUGGAGCAAGGACGCAAGUCUGUAGCGUGGGAUGCGCGCGCAGGCGCAUGGGUAGACAAGUCCUUGUUGAGCGAGCAACAAAUGCUAGCGGGUCUGGAAGCUAGGUUGGAAGCUGCGAGAUCUGCCAUGAGUCAACAAUCCACCUCGGCUGCCAAGGAUGAGAAGCGAUUGGGCAAGAUUUUGGGCGGGUAUCAGGCGCGAAGCAAGGCUCUUUCGGACAAGAUCAAGGAGAGGAGCAACGCGCUUGUGGAAGCUUCUGUGGAGCGAGCUGCGUUUGAACGAUUGCAGGAGGAUGAAGGACCGGGUAUGGCGGAGAGGACGGAGAAAUUGAUGAGGGAGGUAAGGAUGCUGGAGAAUAAGGAGAAAGAAGCGCAAGCAAAGUACAGAGACAUGGAUGAGGAGAGGAGACGUGUUCAGGCUGCGAUCUUGAGCUUGCAGGAGGAGCUGGACCUGAGGGAAGCGGAGAGACUGAAUGAGGAGGCUCUGGAUUUGAACGGAUGAAGUAGUGGGCCUACUCGACGUCCUUUUGGACAGCCACUCACGUCUCACGAGCACAGAGUAGUGCUAUUGCGUAUUUCCCUUUUGAUCCAUCGACGCUUUGAUCGUCAUCUAUCAAGGACCCAAUGCGCACUUGUUGGAGCUGGACAAGCAAUCGCAUUGAUCGGUUGAAAGCUUCGUGGUGAUCUGCUCUGCAGAGCUGAUCUGCCGUUUUGGAGUGCUGAGAGCUAUGUAGGGCUGUAGGAAUCCGCGCUCAACAUCAGGUGGCUGUCAAUAACUCAGCGCGUCUUUGUAAUUGAUGGUGUCACGAGUG
Ceraceosorus guamensis is the source of this 3164-nucleotide messenger RNA. RefSeq lists its product as hypothetical. NCBI's taxonomy places the organism in Eukaryota, Fungi, Basidiomycota, Exobasidiomycetes, Ceraceosorales, Ceraceosoraceae. Gene Ontology annotation, biological process: mRNA splicing, via spliceosome. Gene Ontology annotation, cellular component: Prp19 complex; spliceosomal complex. The transcript has 4 exons. The coding region runs from base 239 to 2854 and encodes 871 amino acids. The record is from RefSeq and is a predicted model, not a curated record.